This is a messenger RNA of Nannospalax galili (Upper Galilee mountains blind mole rat), 8575 nucleotides long. RefSeq names its product unc-13 homolog A (gene Unc13a). The transcript has 43 exons. Bases 143 to 5338 code for a protein of 1731 amino acids. NCBI's taxonomy places the organism in Eukaryota, Metazoa, Chordata, Mammalia, Rodentia, Spalacidae. Gene Ontology annotation, cellular component: presynaptic membrane; presynaptic active zone cytoplasmic component; neuromuscular junction. Gene Ontology annotation, biological process: synaptic vesicle maturation; synaptic vesicle priming; neuromuscular junction development. The record is from RefSeq and is a predicted model, not a curated record. Gene Ontology annotation, molecular function: phospholipid binding; calmodulin binding; calcium ion binding.
UGAAAGUGCAGAACGUGAAGAGCACCACCAUUGCAGUGCGUGGCAGCCAGCCCAGCUGGGAGCAGGACUUCAUGUUAUGAAGAAAUAGAGGCCCAGAGAUGUCAAGUCACCUGCUCAGUGUCACAGCACGACCAUAGCUGGGAUGAGGACCCAGGCAUUUGUCAGCUCCCCAAAGAGAUGCCCCAAGAGGAUUCUGGCUGGGAGGCAUCUGAGAUGUGUCUCCCCGCCCCCCCAAGCACAGUCAGGGCCUGGUGGCCUGAGGAGGGCCAACAAGUUGGAAGAGCACAAACCGUACCUUCCGUUUGCUUCCCUCCCACCUGUGACUCUGGCUCCUUGUGGUAUUCUGAGUGAGAUUAACCGCCUGGAUUUGGGCCUGACUGUGGAGGUAUGGAACAAGGGUCUCAUCUGGGACACGAUGGUGGGCACUGUGUGGAUCCCACUGCGGACCAUCCGCCAGUCCAAUGAGGAGGGCCCUGGAGAGUGGCUGACACUGGACUCUCAGGCCAUCAUGGCCGAUAGUGAGAUCUGUGGGACUAAGGACCCCACCUUCCACCGCAUCCUGUUGGACACACGCUUCGAACUGCCCUUAGAUAUCCCUGAGGAGGAGGCACGCUACUGGGCCAAGAAGCUGGAGCAGCUGAAUGCCAUGCGUGACCAGGACGAGUACUCAUUCCAGGACGAGCCAGACAAGCCACUGCCGGUCCCCAGCAGCCAGUGCUGCAACUGGAACUACUUUGGCUGGGGAGAGCAGAAUGAUGACCCUGACAGUGCUGUUGAUGACCGGGACAGCGACUACCGCAGCGAAACCAGCAACAGCAUCCCGCCCCCCUACUACACCACGUCGCAGCCCAACGCUUCGGUCCACCAGUACUCGGUGCGGCCGCCCCCUCUGGGCUCCCGGGAAUCCCACAGUGACUCCAUACACAGUUAUGAGGAGUUCUCCGAGCCGAGGGCGCUUAGCCCCACGGGCAGCAGCCGCUAUGCAUCCUCCGGGGAGCUGAGCCAGGGCAGCUCGCAGCUGAGUGAGGACUUCGACCCUGAUGAACGCAGCCUGCAGGGCUCGGAGCUGGAUGAUGAGCGGGACCGGGACUCCUACCACUCAUGCCACAGCUCGGUGAGCUACCACAAGGACUCCCCACGUUGGGACCAGGAUGAGGAGCUGGAGGACCUGGAGGACCUGGAGGACCUGGAGGACCUGGAGGAUGAGCUGCCCGAGGAGGAAGAGGAAGAGGAGGAAGAAGAGGAAGAAGAAGAGGAAGAAGAGGAAGAAGAGGAGGAAGAGGAGGUGCCUGAUGACCUGGCCAGCUAUGCCCAGAGGGAGGACAUCACGGUGGCUGAGCCCAAAGAAUUCAAGCGUGUCAGCCUCCCACCUGCUGCCCCAGAGGAAGAGAAGGUCCCAGCAGUGCCCACAGAGGCCCCAGAUGGGACCAGGGGCGUCCCCAAGCCAGCCACACCUGAAGAGGUGUCAGCAACCAAACUUGCACAGGAAGCUGAGCCCCCCAAGGCUGAGGAGAGGCCUGGAGAGGAUCAGGAGAGACAGGAGGGGCAGGAUUCCAUGUCCAGGGCCAAGGCCAACUGGCUGCGGGCCUUCAACAAGGUGCGGAUACAACUACAGGAGGCACGGGGAGAAGGAGAAAUGUCCAAAUCUUUGUGGUUCAAAGGCGGCCCUGGAGGUGGUCUCAUCAUCAUUGACAGCAUGCCGGACAUCAGGAAGAGGAAGCCCAUUCCCCUUGUGAGCGACCUGGCCAUGUCCCUGGUCCAGUCACGGAAGGCGGGCAUCACCUCGGCCUUGGCCUCCAGCACGUUGAACAACGAGGAGCUGAAAAACCACGUUUACAAGAAGACCCUGCAAGCCUUAAUCUACCCCAUCUCCUGCACCACGCCACACAACUUCGAGGUGUGGACGGCCACCACCCCCACCUACUGCUACGAGUGCGAGGGCCUGCUGUGGGGCAUCGCGCGGCAAGGCAUGCGCUGCACAGAGUGCGGGGUCAAGUGCCAUGAGAAGUGCCAGGACCUGCUCAAUGCCGACUGCCUGCAGCGGGCGGCGGAGAAGAGCUCGAAGCACGGUGCAGAGGAUCGGACACAGAACAUCAUCAUGGUGCUCAAGGACCGCAUGAAGAUCCGUGAGCGCAACAAGCCUGAGAUCUUCGAGCUCAUCCAAGAGAUCUUCGCUGUUACCAAGACGGCGCACACACAGCAGAUGAAGGCCGUCAAGCAGAGCGUGCUGGAUGGCACGUCCAAGUGGUCGGCCAAGAUCAGCAUUACUGUGGUCUGUGCCCAGGGCUUGCAGGCCAAGGACAAGACAGGAUCCAGUGAUCCUUAUGUCACCGUCCAGGUUGGGAAGACAAAGAAGAGGACGAAAACCAUUUAUGGGAACCUCAACCCGGUGUGGGAAGAGAAUUUCCACUUUGAAUGUCACAACUCCUCUGACCGGAUCAAGGUACGAGUCUGGGACGAAGACGAUGACAUCAAAUCCCGGGUGAAGCAGAGGUUCAAGAGGGAGUCUGAUGACUUCCUGGGGCAGACGAUCAUCGAGGUGCGGACGCUUAGCGGCGAGAUGGACGUGUGGUACAAUCUGGACAAGAGAACAGACAAGUCGGCAGUGUCGGGUGCUAUCCGCCUUCACAUCAGCGUAGAGAUCAAAGGCGAGGAGAAGGUAGCACCCUACCACGUCCAGUACACUUGUCUGCAUGAGAACCUGUUCCACUUUGUGACAGAUGUGCAGAACAACGGUGUGGUGAAGAUCCCUGAUGCCAAGGGCGAUGACGCCUGGAAGGUUUACUACGAUGAGACAGCCCAAGAGAUUGUGGAUGAGUUCGCCAUGCGCUAUGGCGUGGAGUCCAUCUACCAAGCCAUGACCCACUUCGCCUGCCUCUCCUCCAAGUACAUGUGCCCUGGGGUGCCCGCCGUCAUGAGCACCCUGCUCGCCAACAUCAACGCCUACUACGCACACACCACCGCCUCCACCAACGUGUCUGCCUCUGACCGCUUCGCCGCCUCCAACUUCGGGAAAGAGCGCUUUGUGAAACUUCUGGACCAGCUACACAAUUCCCUGCGGAUCGACCUGUCCAUGUACCGGAACAACUUCCCAGCUAGCAGCCCGGAGCGGCUGCAGGACCUUAAGUCCACGGUGGACCUCCUCACCAGCAUCACCUUCUUCCGGAUGAAGGUUCAAGAGCUCCAGAGCCCACCCCGUGCCAGCCAGGUGGUAAAGGACUGCGUGAAGGCGUGCCUCAACUCCACCUAUGAAUAUAUCUUCAACAACUGUCAUGAGCUCUACAGCCGCGAAUACCAAACAGACCCGGCCAAAAAAGGGGAGGUGCCCCCUGAGGAGCAGGGUCCCAGCAUCAAGAACCUGGACUUCUGGUCCAAGCUGAUCACCCUCAUCGUGUCGAUCAUUGAGGAGGACAAGAACUCCUACACACCUUGCCUCAAUCAGUUUCCCCAAGAGCUGAAUGUGGGAAAGAUCAGUGCUGAGGUCAUGUGGAGUCUGUUUGCUCAGGAUAUGAAGUACGCCAUGGAGGAGCACGACAAGCACCGACUGUGCAAGAGUGCGGACUACAUGAACCUGCACUUUAAGGUCAAAUGGCUCUACAAUGAGUAUGUGGCUGAGUUACCUGCCUGCAAGGACCGCGUGCCUGAGUACCCUGCGUGGUUUGAACCCUUCGUCAUCCAAUGGCUGGAUGAGAAUGAGGAGGUGUCCCGGGACUUCCUGCAUGGCGCCCUCGAGCGAGACAAGAAGGAUGGGUUCCAGCAGACCUCAGAGCAUGCGCUGUUCUCCUGCUCGGUGGUGGACGUCUUUUCCCAGCUCAACCAGAGCUUUGAGAUCAUCAAGAAGCUGGAGUGCCCCGACCCCCAGAUUGUUGGCCACUACAUGCGGCGCUUUGCCAAGACCAUCAGCAACGUGCUCCUGCAGUACGCGGACAUCAUCUCCAAGGCCUUCGCCUCCUACUGCUCCAGGGAGAAGGAGAACGUGCCCUGCAUCCUCAUGAACAACACGCAGCAGCUGCGGGUGCAACUCGAGAAGAUGUUCGAGGCGAUGGGCGGGAAAGAGCUGGAUGCCGAGGCCAGUGACAUCCUGAAGGAGCUGCAGGUGAAGCUCAACAGCGUCUUGGAUGACCUGAGCCGUGUGUUUGCCACCAGCUUCCAGCCGCACAUUGAGGAAUGUGUCAAACAGAUGGGAGAUAUCCUGAGCCAGGUGAAGGGCACAGGCAACGUGCCGGCCAGUGCAUGCAGCAGCGUGGCCCAGGAUGCUGACAACGUGCUGCAGCCUAUCAUGGACCUCCUGGACAGCAACCUCACCCUUUUCGCCAAAAUCUGUGAGAAGACAGUUCUAAAGCGUGUGCUGAAGGAGCUGUGGAAGCUGGUGAUGAACACCAUGGAGAGGACCAUUGUCCUGCCACCACUCACAGACCAGACGAUGAUUGGUACUCUCUUGAGAAAACAUGGCAAGGGCCUAGAAAAGGGCAGGGUGAAACUGCCAAGCCACUCAGACGGAACACAAAUGAUCUUCAAUGCCGCCAAGGAGCUGGGCCAGCUCUCCAAGCUCAAGGACCAUAUGGUACGAGAGGAAGCCAAGAGCCUAACCCCAAAGCAGUGUGCUGUGGUUGAACUGGCCUUGGACACCAUCAAGCAAUACUUCCACGCGGGUGGUGUGGGCCUUAAGAAGACUUUCCUGGAGAAGAGCCCGGACCUGCAGUCCCUGCGCUACGCCUUGUCCCUCUACACGCAGGCUACGGACCUACUCAUCAAGACCUUCGUGCAGACCCAGUCUGCGCAGGGCUCGGGUGUGGAGGACCCUGUAGGUGAAGUGUCUGUUCACGUGGAGCUGUUCACACAUCCGGGGACUGGAGAGCAGAAGGUCACAGUGAAGGUGGUGGCGGCCAAUGACCUCAAGUGGCAGACUUCUGGCAUCUUUCGGCCAUUCAUUGAGGUCAACAUCGUUGGGCCUCAGCUCAGUGACAAGAAGCGAAAGUUUGCCACCAAAUCCAAGAACAACAGCUGGGCACCCAAGUACAACGAGAGUUUCCAGUUCUCACUGAGCGCCGACGCGGGCCCUGAGUGCUAUGAGCUGCAGGUGUGCGUGAAGGACUACUGCUUCGCGCGCGAGGACCGCACGGUGGGGUUGGCCGUGCUGCAGUUGCGGGAGCUGGCCCAGCGCGGGAGCACCGCAUGCUGGCUGCCGCUCGGCCGCCGCAUCCACAUGGACGACACAGGGCUCACGGUGCUGCGCAUCCUGUCGCAGCGCAGCAACGACGAGGUGGCCAAGGAGUUCGUCAAGCUCAAGUCCGACACGCGUUCUGCCGAGGAGGGCGGUGCCGCGCCUGCGCCAUAGCGCGCUGGGGGGGGGUCGGUAAGGGUCGGACCACCGAGCAGACGUAGGCCUCGCCCCUAAAGGUCUAGCCCCUCCCGAGGCCACGCCCUCCCUCUUAGUGGCCUUGGUUGGGGAUGGGAGGAAGCCCCGCCCCCGAGGAGGCCACGCCCCAGGCUCUGGCGGGAAGCCCCGCCUCCUGCCCCCUGGAAAAGCCAUAAAGAGGGUCCCAGUACCCUGGUGCCCGGGACCAAUUGCUAAGUGUGGUCUCGGUUCCCCAGGCGAGGGGCACGGAUGCCUGGGGUACCCGGAGGCUGAAGGCAUAGGGCACUGAGUCCCCUUUGAUGUUUGUGCAAAAAAUUAAUUGGGGGUGGGGGUCUCUAAAGCACAUGCGCCCUAGGGCGCCACACCCGGAGGCCUAAGGGGCGGCCCGCUUCCCUGUGGGGUAUCUCCCCCACUCUCCCACAAACCCGGUCCUCAUAGCCCAGCGAACGCACCGAUAGGUGCCAUCCUCGGUGGGCUGAGCCUGGCCAAACGGCCCAAGCCCCCAUCGCUGCUAAAUCCCCUCUUCCCCCUAUUUCUUCCCCUAGGAGGAUCCCCCCGCCAAGGCCCCCAUUGAGUCCUCUGGCUGCCAAACCCCUGUCCCCAGCCCUUUCUCCAGGGACUCAAGCCGGAACCGCCUAGAACUCAAUGUCCCACCAAGACUGAGGGCUUGGGGUCCCUGGACCCAGGCUCCCACAUCCUUUGGCCUUUUUCCACAUUCUCCACGCAGGAAAGGACAGAAAGAGACCAGAAACUAGAGGUUUGUGUGUAUAUGUGUGUCUGUGUGUGUGUGUGUGUGUGUGUGUGUGUGUAUGUAUGUGGUGUGCCAGUUCGAUCACAUGGACAAUGUUGGCUCAGAAUGUCAUUCAGCCGCCCCCAUCCUGGAUGCUGGUGCCGGCAGGACCCCUGCAUGCCUGGAGCUCUGCCUCCAGCCCACAAAUUUGGCUGAGAAGUUAGUUCAUGCAAGAGGCCUUCACUUGAGCCUCAGGGUUGGCUGGGCAGUUGUCGAAGUUGCACACUACACAGGGAUCUUGGCAUCUCUAAGGAGGCCACAUGCAAAUCCUAGGCUACUGAGCAUGAUAGAGUUCGUUGCCCCUUUUCUGCCUGGCGUGAAAGGGCUGUGUGCCCCAUGAAUUUUGAAGCACGAGAUGAGGAGUCAUCUGUGCCCAGAGGCAGGAUGGAGGCUCUCUUACAGGAUGGGGUUUCAUCCAGGGACAGGGUGCUUUGAGACUGCUCCAGGAGGGAGGGUGAUAUGACUCACUUGAUGGCACUGGACACCAGGAAGGGGCGGUGGGCUGUGAGGGAGGUCAGCCUUGGAAGUCUUUUGAGUGGCAGCAGGAAUGUGAACUGUAGGACUGUGUGACAGAAGCAAGAGGGUGCCAGAAAGUUCCAGAGAGAGAGAGAGAGAGAGAGAGAGAGAGAGAGAGAGAGAGAGAAAGAGAAAGAGAAAGAGAAUGUGUGUGUGUGUGUGUGUAGCCCAGGCUAGGACUGUUAGGAAUCUCCUCUACCACAGACUUGGUCACCUUCCAUACAGGUCACAGAACAACUGCACAAACUGUCCCUCAGGAACUCCUGCUUCUGCCUGUGUUCAGAUUGGCCCUAAUGUCAUGACACUGGGGAGUCUGUCUGGCUUAAGCCUGUUGGAAGCUCCAAGUUUCCCCAGAAUAAGCAGCUGUCGGGGAAUGAAGGCAGGUUGUGCUAAUUGGAGUGAUGUGGCUGAGGGCCGGUGUGUCACCAUGCACAUGCAUGCCUGUCCUGCCAGCUUCCUGGGCCGUGACAUAAGCCAGGCCCAGUUGAGCCCUGGACUACCAGGAUUGAGGGAGAGGAAUGAGCAGGGGGUGGGUUCUGACAGUCUAGGCUACAGAAGGGCUAGAGAGAAAGUUUCCCCAAAGCUAUCCAGCCUGGGACGUCCCUAUGAGCUUUCCUGCCUGCUUUGGAGGACCUUAGCAAAUGGGCCCUGCUGUGGUCCUGCGCCUCUCCACACUAGGAUUAGAACCAUGAGGAAGCCUGGCCUGGCCAGAAGCAGGAAGCCGACAGCAGGUCAGGGUGGGAGGAGCCAAAGCUGGGUUCCCAAGAGACAUAAGGACAAGGUGGGACCCCUUUAAUCCCAGCACUCCGGAGGCAGAGGCAGGGGGAUCUCUGUGAGUUCAAGGCCAGCCUGGUCUACAUAGUGAGUUCCAGGCCAGCUGGGGCUACAGGGAGACCCUGUCUCAAAAAGACGGAAAAAAGAAUUAAAAGACUCAAGGAGGAAGGCAGGUUUAGGGUGACAGCUGCAGAGAGGGCCGAAGGAGGGAGGGGUGGGAAGUAGGUAAGAAAGUUAGGGGAGCUGAGGGUGUGGCCCCAGCCUAGAAUCCCCCAGUGAGGGCCUGUGGACAAGGCCUAGUAUCUGCCAAUUAUGCACUGUACCGGGUUCUGUAUCCAGCACCCCCGCCAUAUUAAAAAGGCAGCACCGCCCUGCCUUCAGCUCACCCCCAACCUGAAAAGAGUCAGCACAUGAAGGGGUGCCCUCUGCACCCCCACCAGUCCCUCUUGGAACCCAGGGCCGGUCGCCUCACCAUGCCCCUCCCCCAUCAGACAUGCAAAAAAUUAAAUCCACCCAGAACUCCUAGGGACCUCUCUCGGCUGAGACCUCAGAUUCUCCCGGGUCCCAAGCAGCCCCCUGGGGUGGGGCCUGUGCUGCGGGGACCGGGGCGGGACGGGACUUUCUGGCCCCGCCCCAUUCCCUGAGCUUCCUUCCUAAGAAUCCUUCAGGACCAAAGCCGGCUAAGCUUACCCUGGUCGCUUUCCUUUUGCCUUUUGUUUUGAAAAGCGAAAUGGAACUGAGUCAGGUCAGACCUCAGCCCCGCCCAGCCAGAGGCUCUGACGACGCAGGUGACAGGCGGGGCGGCCCCUGCACCCCAGACGGUCCCCGACCCCCGAGCCCUGGCAGCCCCUCCACUCGCCUUUCUUAGCAUGUGACUGCAAAUGUGGACUCCAAGCGGUGUUCUUGGGGUUUUUUCCGUUUUGUUUUUGGGUUUGUUUUUUUUUUUUAAGGUUCACUCUGUUGGUCCGGUGUCUUCCGGGGCGCCCUCAUUUAUCAGUCAAUAGGUGACUUGGGACACGCGUUCAAAACACCCGGGGAGUGUUCAUGAGUGCAUGGCGUUGAGGUGUUUUGCACUAUUCUGACUUUUUGGUCUCUGUAAAAAUAUUUUAUUAGCAUUAAAAAAAGAAAAAGCACAG